GUCAACACAACAGAGCCAUAUGGAAUAGUGCUCGGAAGUAAAAUGGUUAUGGAAAGAAGCAUUUUGAAACAGAGGACACAUUUAUGACAAAUGACGGAUAUUUUGUACGAUCAAAAAAUCGACAACGACAGUCAGACACCGUCAGAAUCAACAAGCAACAACAUAUGGUAGUUAGUUUAACCUUUUGUAAACAGAGGUAACUAAGUAUUUUCAACAUUAUAUUACGUGGCACCUGAAAUCUUCGUAAGAACACAAAAAGAUAAAAGGGAUAACAGGGAAGCAACUCACAAUGGAGGGAGGGAAGCAACUCACAAUGGAGGAAGGGAAGCAACUCACAAUGGAGGAAGGGAAGCAACUCACAAUGGAGGAAGGAAAGCAACUCACAAUGGAGGAAGGGAAGCAACUCACAAUGGAGGAAGAAAACCAUCCUUGUAGAAGGAGGCGGAUGGACCAGGAGGAGAACAAUUCUCCAAAGCUGCAUGCAGCUGUCAAUCAUAUUAAUGAUCUCCCGCCCACAAUACUCGUGUACAUUCUAAGACAGUUAAGAAUGUGUGAUUUACUACAUAGGGCUUCAUUGGUAUGCAAACUGUGGCAUCAACUGGUGUACGACCCUGACCUUUGGAGGAGGAUUGACCUUAAGUAUCAACACAAGGUCACUGAUACACAGCUGUUGACCUUGACCCAGAUAAGUGACAGGGUGACCCACAUUGACAUCAGUGACACCCUCAAUCUGACAUCUGAGGCCGUGGAGCAUGCUCUGAAGUGUUGCACUCAUCUGAGGUCUCUCCAUAUGUCAAGGUCAGUUUUUGUCCUAAAAAUUGUGUCACAAUCAUGAACAUAUAUAUAAUAUGUAGAUAUUAUGAAUUAUUUUUAUUUAUAUUA
Molecule: messenger RNA, 882 nt
Organism: Magallana angulata
Lineage: Eukaryota; Metazoa; Mollusca; Bivalvia; Ostreida; Ostreidae
Product: F-box/LRR-repeat protein 17-like
Exons: 2
Coding region: 290-835 (181 amino acids)
Molecular function (GO): protein binding
Source: RefSeq, a predicted model, not a curated record